ACGCGACCCUCGAAUGACGUUGCAACAUUUCAAACGUAAUUUGCCUUUCAAGCAGUUGCGGCGUGAAAUGUUUCAGCAAUCUUCACAGUAUUCUUAGCUCACGAAAAAUACUAACAGGAGCCGUUUUGCAGUAUUGUGGUACUUGUGCUCGUGUUUUGUCGUGUUUUGCCCGUUUUUUUGGAUGUGUUAAAAUUGACUGAAAACAUGGAUCGUUGGAAUACUUUCUUUAACGCCCCGUACUGCACCGAAUACGAUGAGGAUAUACUGGAAACGCUGAAAGAAUGCGAAUCCCGCAGAAUGAACGUACACUUCAUCUCGCCCCAGCUGGAGCACCGACGGUCCUCCGUUCAGCUUAUUCUGAACGUUUGCAAGCAGCAGUCCUACCGUCGAGCGACCGUUCACCUCGCAAUCUAUCUGCUCGACGUGUUUAUGAGCAACCACACGAUCGCGGUCGGUCGCCUCAAACUGGUAGCCCUCACGUGCCUGUAUCUGGCGUGCAAGAUUGAGGAAAACGAUUCCAGCGUACCGUCGCCGACCCGGCUGAACGGGUUUCUGGCCAACGUGUACCGACCGGCCGAUUUCAUCGCGCUGGAGGUGGCAAUCCUGUGCUUCUUCGACUGGCACAUAACCAUCCCAACUGCGUCCACCUUUCUGGACAUCUUCGCGAUGCAUUCCUUCGUUCAGCAGGAUUGGGAUGCCGUCUCGCCACCAUGGAACGGGUGCGACUCUAUGGCCCUGCUAAUGCAACACAUCAACGAGACAAGCUCCACAAUUCUCGAAGCCACCUUGCAGCACUUGAAGCUUUCCAUUGUUAAACCGUCACUGCUUGCUGCCGGUUGCAUUGCGGCGGCCCGCUGUCUCACGCCCCGUGUGUCCGUUUGGAGCGACCGGUUGACCAGUGCUACCGGGUAUGAGUACAGCCAGAUCCACGAGGUAUGCCAGAUGCUACUGUUUGAGGCGAUGCCCCAAUCGCCUCGAUCGUCUCGGUCGUCUUUGAGUUCCUCCACCCCCAAACGUUCGACCAGUGAUGCAGGCUAUCUGUCGGAAUGGUGGGAAUCGGAAAAUGAAGAUGAAAAUGGGACCAUUAGCAGCUGCGUCAGUAGCAACAGCAGUAGUAGUAGUAGCAGUAGUAGCCAAGAUAGUAGUGAUACGCAAAGCUGUAGCGGAAGUGCUGGCAGCACAUACCGGACGACCUGUCUUCGGUCCGAGCUGGUUCUCAGUGACACGGGCGAGAGUGCCCCAAAGAAGCGUAAAAUGGCGGAUACAGAAAAAUAG
This is a messenger RNA of Anopheles coluzzii, 1275 nucleotides long. RefSeq names its product cyclin-J (gene CycJ). Gene Ontology annotation, biological process: mitotic cell cycle phase transition; regulation of cyclin-dependent protein serine/threonine kinase activity. Gene Ontology annotation, cellular component: nucleus; cytoplasm; cyclin-dependent protein kinase holoenzyme complex. The record is from RefSeq and is a predicted model, not a curated record. The coding region runs from base 205 to 1275 and encodes 356 amino acids. Gene Ontology annotation, molecular function: cyclin-dependent protein serine/threonine kinase regulator activity. Lineage: Eukaryota; Metazoa; Arthropoda; Insecta; Diptera; Culicidae. The transcript has 3 exons.